AUGAGGCCGACACGUGGCUGUGACCGGAGGCAGAGCCUGCCCAGCCUGGGGCUGCUGCUGCUGCUGUGGAAGGUGAGUGGCCAGCCGCCGCCGUGCCCUCCGCAGUGCGGCGGCCGCCCGUGCCCGGCAGAGCCGCCCAGCUGCGCCCCGGGAGUGCCCGCCGUGCUGGACGGCUGCGCCUGCUGCCUGGUAUGCGCCCGGCAGCGCGGGGAGAGCUGCUCCGAGCUGCAGCCCUGCGACCAGGGCAGCGGCCUCUACUGCGACCGCAGCGCCGGGGCCGGGCAGGGCAUCUGCGUGGUGCUUGAAGGAGACAGCUGUGUGUUUGAUGGGGUUAUUUAUCAGAGUGGGGAGACAUUCCAGCCCAGCUGUAAAUACCAGUGUGCCUGCAGAGAUGGACAGAUUGGCUGUGUGCCCCGCUGUAACCUUGACCUGCUGCUCCCUGGUCCUGAUUGCCCUUUCCCAAGGAAAACUGAAGUCCCAGGAGAGUGCUGUGAGAAAUGGACUUGUGACCCUAAAGAGGAAGUGACCUUGGGCAGUUUUGUGAUGGCUGCAUAUAGAAAAGAAUCAGCUCUUGGAACUGAUGCCUCUGACUCGCGUUCCAACUGUAUUGAGCAGACAACAGAAUGGAGUUCAUGUUCCAAAAGCUGUGGAAUGGGCUUUUCUACCCGCAUUACAAACAGGAAUCCUCAAUGUGAGAUGGUGAAGCAGACACGACUCUGCAUGGUGCGACCUUGUGAGAGUGAACAGCUGAUUGAUAAGAAAGGGAAAAAGUGUGUCCGAACAAAGAAGUCAUUGAAAGCUGUUCACUUUGAGUACAAGAACUGCACUAGUAUACAGACCUAUAAACCCCGCUAUUGUGGGCUCUGCACUGAUGGACGAUGCUGCACGCCACACAACACCAAGACAAUCAAGGUUGAGUUCCAGUGUCCCCAGAGCAAAGCCUUCAAAAAGCCAAUGAUGCUGAUCACUACCUGUGUCUGUCAUAACAGCUGUCCCCAGGACAAUGUUUUCUUCCAACUGUUGGAGCCAGUGUUCAGUGGAGUAAAAAUAUGAAAUGCUUAAACCAGGUUACUUUUUAAAAAACUUUAAAAUGUUUGAACAGUUUAUAUGAAACUUAACCCAUGAUCAGAUGAAUGUAAUAUAUCCGGUCUCUUUCUAAACUCGUAUCAUUUCUUUCUGUAGUCAAAUAACUCACCCUAUACUUUAGGGGAGGAAAAAAUGUAUUUCACUAACUUGGAGACAGUUCAAUUUCCUGGAAUAUAGUUUCAUCUUUAAUGUAAAGAUGAGUAAGCAAAUGACCAAUUUCUCUCCUCCUUGGGAAAUUAUGCCAUUGACCUCAGUGGCAACAGGAUCAGUGCCCUUUAUCAUGCAUUUAUUAAAAAAUCCUCUUCCUGCUACUUUA
Gopherus flavomarginatus (Mexican gopher tortoise) is the source of this 1402-nucleotide messenger RNA. RefSeq names its product cellular communication network factor 3 (gene CCN3). NCBI's taxonomy places the organism in Eukaryota, Metazoa, Chordata, Testudines, Testudinidae. Gene Ontology annotation, cellular component: extracellular matrix; extracellular region. The transcript is spliced from 5 exons. Gene Ontology annotation, molecular function: integrin binding; heparin binding. Gene Ontology annotation, biological process: cell adhesion; signal transduction. The record is from RefSeq and is a predicted model, not a curated record. Bases 1 to 1053 code for a protein of 350 amino acids.